GAACCAUCGCGCGGGCACGCGACUGAAUUGCGGUGCCAUGUUCUGGUUCUGGCGGAAGCAAGAGGCUAAGGCGGCCGGCCAGGACGUAGAGGCCGAAGGCGAAGAGGCAACGCAAGCUGAUCAGCCAGUGGAAUCGAAGCUAAGGCGACUCCUGGCAGACUUAGAUGAUGACGCCAGCGACCACUCAGAUGACUCCUAUAUUUUCCUCAAUGAGGGCGAAAGGAACGACGAGGAAGGUGCUCAAGAUCCAUCAGGUCCAUCGACCGAGCCAAAUCCGGCGACGUCAGACUUGCCAAGCACAGCUAGUGGCAAGGGCAAGGGCAAAGGUCCACCUCCUCCCUCGAAGGGAAGUGGAAAGGGCAAAGGUAAAGCUCCGCCGCCAGCCGGUAAGGGUGUGAAGGGAAAAGGCAAAGCUUCGGCACCGCCCCCGCCCAAGGGCGCGGGGAAGGCGGAGCCCAAGUCGCAACCGAAAGGUCCUGCGCUUCCCAUAGGCCGUCGCUUAUCCUUGAAGCCGAGUUCAGUGACAGCAGAAGCCUUUAAUUUGGUGACAGCACGCGGAGAGGAAAGAAGCGAGGCUCCUCCCAGGCCUGAGGAGGAGCUAGUCGACCUGGCUGAGUUGCACGAAACCUUUGCUGCGGCGCCUACCCAGGCGAUCAAGACAAAGAUCCGCGCCAGGAGAAAAGAGAUUCUGCCCAGAGGCAUUGCACAGAAUGUGGCGAUUGCCUUGGCGAGGCUUGGGCAAGGAGCCACCGAGAACCUGGCCGCGGCCUUGAGGGCAUUGAGUGGCGAAGGUGCAUCUCUGGGAGUCCCUGCGGAUGAGGUCUCAAGACUUCUGGAGGUUUGGCCUGAUGAGAAGGUCUUAGCUCCUUUGAAGGACUUUGCCCUCAGCGAAGCGGACCCUGAGCCGCUACGCGACGUCGAAAAGCAGCUCUUACCCCUCUUAGUGAUUCCACGUGUCCGGCAGCGCUUGCGCUUACUGGUCCUGGCAGACACGGCGGAGAAACGAGUCGGAGAGGCCCUCGAUCAGCUCCAGCUGUUACGGAGGGCCUGCUACGAGAUCCAGAACUCUUCGCUGCUGCGGGAGCUGUUGGCCAUCAUCGUGUUGCUGUUCAACUAUGUGAACUUUGGAGCAGCCCCUGAGAAGGCUCAAGUCACCAGUUCCCUGAAGGGGGUGGACGUGCCAAGCUUGCUGCGCUUGCGCGAGACCAAAGCGUCCAAAGGCGAUUUUCCCGGUUUCCACAUGCUGCAUUUUGUGGUGAAACAGCUCUUGAAACAGAGAGCGUCCUGGAAGAAGGAGAAGGUCGACGAGGAGUUGCCGUCCUUGCGCAGAGCCUGCAAGGUCCACAUGGAACGUUUAAACUCCGAGCUCCAGGAGUUGAAGGGCGACUACUUCUUCGUCCAGACGGAGUUCCAGGAACACCGCGAGGAGUAUCACGGGUCCGACUCCAGCGACGAGGAAGUGGAACCAUCUACGGAGCACCCGAACUGGGGCUUCUUGGACAAGCUACUGGCAAGGGGCUUGGACUUCGCCAAUUUGGCGGAAGCCUGGCUCAGGGGCGAUGAGGUGCUGGGUCGACCGUAUCAUCCCUCCGUGGGCUGCUUCGCAGCUUUCGACUCCCUGCAGGGCGAGGACGGAUCUGCACCUCCAGGAUGGCUUUGGCUGUGCCGACCAUCAGGACGCUGGCAGCGUUGCUGGUCCGAGGUGCGAGGCCCAGUGCUCGUCUUGUACAAGGUUGAGCUUCACCACUGCACCGGAGCCACCUAUGUGACGUUGCCGGGUGCAUUGCUGGCAGAUGGCAACAAGGAGGAGAUGGGCAAAGACGAGGCACAUCUCUGCCAAGAGGGAGAUUCAGAGGACUCCGGUGCGCCCAAAGAUGGUGCCAGCUUUGAGUUGAUUACAGCUGGAAGCAACGGGCGUUUGUUGAGACUCUGCGCUUCCUCACGGAAGCAAGCUGCGUCCUGGCGGCGUGUCAUUGAGCAGGUGGCCAAGAGACCAGGUGCUGGAUAUCUUAGCGUGUCGGGCCCUGGGCAGAGUGAGGAGACCCUCUUCUGUGCCGCUGCGGGCGAUGAAUUUGCUGCCUAUGAGAGGCCGCGAGACGCUUUAGAGGCGAUGUCGCCUCGCUGGCGCUUGGGCCGCGACUUCACCUGCCGCCGCACCACGGCAGUGAGUUUUCAGCUGGUAAAGGAAGAGGAGCUCUGGAAUUUCGGUUGUCAGGACAUCAGCGAUGCCCAGCGCUGGUUUGACUACUUUUCCUCUCUCGAUCGAUCCGAAGGGUCCCAGGCGUCAUCUCCGGUCCAUCGAAACCGAGAGGCGGAGACGGAGAGGGAAAAGAACGAGGACUUCCCGCAGUGGAAGGUGCAUCCCCAGUCGCCCAUUGCAGAGGAGCCAAGUUCCGAGGAUGAGACCGUUGCAACGGCCAGUCCGCGCGAGAAUCGUGUUGAGACUCUGGCACAGUUAGAACUGACCUUAGCGCGCCAUGUGAACCGCUUUGAGCAGGCGUUCCGCUCAGCGGAGGACGAUUGCAGGGAGUUGCUGCGUUUCUUUGGGCUCGAGGACAGCAGGUUCGGCGCUUCGUCGCUCCUGGAGUCUUUGAACGACUUCUGCGGGCAGCUGCGAAGCGCCUGGGACGACCUGGAGAAAGCCCAGCAGAGAAACAUCCGCUUGCAGACACCCAGGAAAACACCGCGCAAGACACCCAGAAGUGGGUCACUGGCCAUGGCGGCCAUGAAUUCAUCGAUGAAGGAUGAUGACACCAUUCAGCAGUGGAGGCGUAUUUGGAACUUGCAUUCGACCGGUCCGAUCACGGAAUGAGAGGGACAUUGUCGGUCC
Messenger RNA from Cladocopium goreaui, 2830 nucleotides. NCBI's taxonomy places the organism in Eukaryota, Dinophyceae, Suessiales, Symbiodiniaceae. The record is from the annotation of a GenBank genome assembly.